UAUUUACUAGAAUUCAAAGUCUUUGCUCCAGAACUAUCACAAUGAAGUUCACUUCUGCUUUCAUUGUCGCCCUUGCGUCGCUCCAGACGGCGACUGCGGGUCCCAUCGAAGCCCGUGAGGAGUACCCCGAGGUUGUCCCCGGCCCUGGUCUUCCUUCGCUCGAGUCCCUUGGUCUCACUACCGCUCAACUCUACGAGAUGCCAGUGCCGGAAAAGUCUGCGCUCCCGUCCAAAGUUCGGCGCGCUGGAACGUGUGGGCCUGGCUCCGCGUACACCAACGUUAAUGGUAUCAUUGCAUGCUACAACUACUUGAACGGUCUUGGAACGGCGAACUGCGCGGUCCCGGGUAAGGGCGUUACUAAUCAUAUGUGCUCAUCUGGAGAUGCCGUGAUUACUGGCCAAUCCCUCGCAGGCGGAGGGACGUCUAGCUACUGCCGCGAUGUAGCAGCUGCCGUGCUGUGGACUAUCAACUCAUGCACACGCUCCGAUCAGACGUGCGCCGGAGCCCAGUUCGCAGGUGGAAACGGAGAUUUGUCCGUUGGAGCUUACAGCGCAGGAUAUGCUUAGGAGCAGAAGAAAGAAUCGCUGGGACUUUGAGAGGUGUUCAACUCUGAUGUCAUAUGAUUACACAGGAAGACAAAGCUCUGAGGUUUGAUGUGCCGUCAAAUCAUGUAUAUCAAUCCAUUUUAUCCUCGUAAAUAACCCUUGAUGUUGUCCUGC
Molecule: messenger RNA, 719 nt
Organism: Dothidotthia symphoricarpi CBS 119687
Lineage: Eukaryota; Fungi; Ascomycota; Dothideomycetes; Pleosporales; Dothidotthiaceae
Exons: 4
Coding region: 42-566 (174 amino acids)
Source: RefSeq, a predicted model, not a curated record